Molecule: messenger RNA, 33163 nt
Organism: Xyrichtys novacula (pearly razorfish)
Lineage: Eukaryota; Metazoa; Chordata; Actinopteri; Labriformes; Labridae
Source: the annotation of a GenBank genome assembly
AUGCACGAGUAUGACUCCACCUUAGUCUAUAAAGUUCUUUCUGAAAGUCUAACUCUGUUACCAUCUCUUUUUCAAAUAUUUUUUCUGUGGGGGUAAGUGAAACAUGGAUGGUUGUUACAUGUAGUCAGCAAUGCAUUGGGCUUUCAAUAACUGAAAUAAAAAACAAAAACAAAAAAAAAACUUAAAGCUCAAUCAAUAAAAACAAUUAUGACUGUAGUCAUGGUAUCAUAUUGUGUUUCCUUGUUUACUUUCUGAGUGUAUUUCUUGUCUGUAAGGGUAUUCUCACACCGUACAAUAAAAUACAUGUCAGGUCAUUUUGUGACUCCAAAUGAAAUCUUCUGUGUCAUUUCUGUGCUGAAAGGCCUGAAUAUACUUUGAGGCUGGUAGAAGUUUUUACGUAGACCAUGAAUAACUGUUACCACAACUAUCAGUGCAUUAUACAGUCCUGACUAUCAUGGUUUAAAUUAGCCUCUCUUGUACAAUAGUGACCCUCAAGCUAAGGAUACAGGACUUAAAGGUCCUGAAGUCGCCCGAAGUCCUUUUGCUUACACUUGCUGUACUGUUAUGGCUCAAGGACACCGCGGUUUCACAAUCUCCCCAAAAGGGGGCAGAAUUCUCUGUUUUUCCCCCCUGCCUGGACGCAUGAGGUUCGGUUAUGUAACAUCUGUAAAUGGUGAAAUGGACAUGGUAUUAUUGUCUAUUUUUUAAAACAAAAUAACAAAAGGUGCGAAUCUGUCUUGUAGAAUUAAAACAAGUCAAAAUGAAUGGGUAUAUUUGAUCUAUUUUGUAAAAACAUCACGGCGAGCCUGUCAGAAGUCACAAUAUUUUUUUAUUUUCACUUUGUGGACUAACCGAUAAAUAAAACUAAAAUGUGAGUACGGUGAUGUGGACCCUUUUGGUAGGCCGAUCCUAAUUUCCAAAAUUUGGGGAUUCUUCAACCCGGAACUGUCAGAAACCAUGCCAGACGUAGCUUAAAUCUAUUGGUUAUAAAAUCUGCGUCACAAGAAAAACAGUCUCGUGAUUGGCCGCUAUCCUCCCGCAACAUUCCCAUUCGCCCCUACCCGGAAUGGCACUGUGGUGAAAAUAUCUUGAAUUCAUCUUUCAAGUUCUUCAGUUUUUACCUCUUUGUAAGUUUAAUUUCGUGAUGUCUGGUGGAAACUUGAGACCGAUGUCUUAAAGUGAACCCAUCUUCAAAUAUCAAAGCACAUAUUGUGAGUUCCUUGUUGUCUUUUCUCAGGGUUUUCUGUGGUCCUUCAGAACCGCAGGACCAGGCCGACCCCGACGACUUUUCUUCCGCCAGCAUCCAACAGUCACACCGUAAGAAAUGGUUAUGUAUAUCACUACAUUUUAUCAGUUUGCCUCGACAUUUUGCAGUUUUUCGCCAGUCAGUUUUUGUGAGGGUUAUACCUUGAAGUGCGCUACAGUGCAGCAUUUUUAGACAUUUAUCGAAAGCGGUGGUUUUAUGUCUUGAGGCGUUUACGGAACCUCUGUUUCGCUGUGUCGUCUUUUAUGUUUCCAAGGGUAUAUACUCGGUGGGUGGUAAUCAUAUUGAUCUUUUCCCGGGUACAUGCCGUCCAUCUCUUUCCAUUCACUCAUCAGUCAUUCAUUUCCGCAGCCUCGAGCCCCCGAAGUUCACCCCGGCAGGCAGCUCACGCGCAUGGACUCGGUUGUGUGCAUCUUUCCGGUUAAUAAUUGACGUGGUGUUAGUUGCCAGUGGACUCUGGGGCAGAAAGAAAUAACAGGAGCUGAAAAUCGACGGCUCUGUAGCAAUAAGGAAAUAAAAAAAGAAAGCAAGGGGGCGAGGCAGAGCGAAAACCAUGAUCAGAGGUUGGGAGUCACAGCAAGGCGGAUUUGUGACGUGGUUUACUGUAUCGGGGUUGGAAAAUAAGAGGCAGGGAGGACAAGCAAUAAAGGAACCAGCUUAAUGUGCAAGGACAAUUUUAGGCUGCUGUCCAGCAAGAUAAGGGUGGUGAUAUAAGGCUCCUUUUGCUUUUUACCUGACAUCUCAGCCUUACUGAAUGGACUAACAAGGUUGAUACACAUCUGAAUGAAUCUUGGCUUGCAAGACACCCCAAAGAAACUUUUCAGUCCACCAGAGGACGUAUUGUGAAUUAUAUUUCAGUUUUUUCCUGCGAGUUCUGUGUUAGGAGCCUUUGGAUUUAUAUUAUAGUUUAACUGUAUGUGUUGCUGAAGAGGUGGUUACCUGGCAGCUAAAACAUGGCACUUUUUGUGAAGGGUAAGUACUUUUCAGCUCUUCCCAUAAGAUGUUUGCCACAGGCAAAUGAGCAUAUUUAACUGUGUUUAAUUAUUUAACUCAUUAUCUUUGUCUUCAAACCCAAACUCAACCCAAUUCAUCUGACAGGUCGUUUUAAAUUGCGGUACUUCAUUGGUUUUAGCACAAUAGUCUCUUAAAUCAGAGAAACUUGACCUCAGGUUCAUUCAUCACAUUUAUAAUAUAUAUAUUAUCAUAUAUUGUUGCUUUAGGUGUAUUCAAAACAAACAAGGUAGAAGACUGUAAAUAUCCAAGUGGUGAAACUUCUUCUCAUUUGCACUUGAACACACUGCUAGAUUAAGUAGAGUCUAUUAUUUUAGGUUCAAUCAGUCCACUAUCCAAUUCAACCACUGUUUUUUUUUCCCUUUGUUUCUUCAGCCUUAUUACUACCUAUAGGGUUUUUUUUUCUGCUGUGCAUUUCCUGUUAGGCUACUUGUCUGAUCUGUGCUGUUAUAUGGGUAAUCACCGUGCCUGUCAUUUACAACCCUAACCCUCUACCAGAAAUACAACAUUCAUCCAUCUACAGGCAAACCAUGUGCCAGUGACAGCUGAUUUUCUAAACAGAUUAUCUCCUCUAUUCCAAAAGAAAUAGACAGUUUCACUAAGAUCGUUAGAGAAGAAAAGUGCCUCCAGGUGAUGAGUGGUAUGAUGACAAGCUGACUUACCACCAAGUUAACUUACUUCAUCAGGAUACAUGUUUUAUUGACCCUCUGGACAACGGUGCAGUGUGUGCUGCUCUUAUUAUGUCUCUGUUUGUUGUUCAUUGACGUGUUGUAGAAUACACAUACAAAUAAUCAAUGAAAGCAGCAGUUUAUCCAUUAAUCAACAAAUCAGCAUACUCAGCUCAGAUUAUAACCCAUCACAGUUGCAGUACUUGCAGUGUGCUCUUGUUAAAAGAAGGAAGUGAAAGUAGAGUCUUAAAGUCUUUGAGUAUGACAUUCCUCAAAAGCUUUACCAGAGAUCACGAGGGUCAUCUUUGUUUCCCUCUUAUCAUACUACUCUGGUCUAUGGUAACAAUGAUUUAUGGCACAUUUUACAUAGAGGUCAUUUUCCUGUUGUUAGAUCUUUGGACUCAGAGGCAGUAAAUGAUUCUGUUGUGAAAUUGUUCCUUGUCACUCACUACGUUAGUUUGCCAACCAGUGAGGACUGAUUUCAGAGACAGAUUCUGAUGACACUCCAUACUAAGUCAUAUUUUAAUGUUUCUCUUUGUUUGAUAGCAUACAGUGCAAUAAGAAAGCAAAGUCAGUCUAAUCACAACAUUGAGAAUGUCAAGCUGCCGAAAAGCAAACAGCCAACAUUUUUACAGUGCAUCCUCACCUCCAUGUUUGAACAUGAUGUGCAGUCUACACAGUUUACUUUAUAAGCAAUAAUAAAGCUGACUUAACUGUUUGACUUUUAAAAUAAUUAGGCACAGUCAUUCCGCUAGUAUGCUGAUCAGAUGUGCAAAGCUGUGGAGCCAAGCUGCCUGACUUGGGCGUGUUGUACUUAAAUGUCAAGAAGUGAAACACCCAUCUUUGCUCUACCAAUUUGCCAGUUGAUUUAAAGAUAAGUCAAAAUUUCAGUGAGAUGGCUGUCAUCUUUAGGAUUUAAUCACAUCUCUUUAGAAACUUGUGGCCUUCACGAGAGAUGUUUUUCCUCAAUUCAAAAAAGUAGCAGCAAUUUAAUGAUUAUUUUACAAGUACAAUAUUCAUUGUUUUUAAUAAAAAAGAAAGUGGUCACUGUAAUCAUGUAGAGUUCAUGCUUAUGUCUUUUUUCCUCUGUUAUUUUCUUUCGAACCAUUAAACAUUCACUUUAGAAUAAUAUCAGACAAUUUGUUGGGAAAAAACUUGUAUAUUUUUGGAGCUCAGAAUGGAUUAAUCUUCCAUUAUUGUCAUGCUUGAAAGUUUUUGUCAAGUGAGGUCAAUUUUUAAGAUCAAGAAUGACAGAUUUUGUCUUAUUCAACUUUUUAUGUAAUCUGAAUAAGAAAGAUCUUUGAGAUUAGAAAUCUUUUGAAGAGAGUCUCUGCCAAGAGAGGCAGCAGUACAGUUCAUAAAUGUCCUGACAACGAGCAGCCACACACACACACAGAGACAAUGCAAUGAAUGUAUACAUUAAAUCACAGACCAAAAGGUGAAACAAGUUCAUCACAACUAUCAAGCAGAAUAUCCACAGCUAUCUGUGCUUGGCUCCAUAUGUUCUAAAAUAUCCUAAAAGCAAGGGAAUGAAUGAUUUUGUUGGUAGAAAUGAAGGAAGAAGACCUACAGUACAUUUGUAAAUUAGGACUCACCAGUCUCUCAGCUUACAUGCAGAUGAAAAGGACCGACCAACAGUGAUCAGUGAGAGCUUUAAAGUUAGAGAUGAACCUCUGUGCUCCCUGCCUCAUACACAGUCCCAAGAGCAUGCAAAGUCUGAGAAGAGGCAUGCAUUCAUAACACAUCACGAAAAUCUAGCAUACACAUGACAGUGACAAAGACCAGUUUCUUUUUGGACUUGCACAGAAAGGCAGGAUUUGGUUCUAAACAAAAAAACAACAUUCAGUCUUAGUCCUCAACAGCUGUUCAAUAUGAGGUUCAAAAAAGCGAUUCUUUACAUAAAAUGCCAAGGUGUCUGUAGUGGGACACAUGUUCAACAUGUGUACCUUGAAAAUAUCAGUAAACCGUCACUUGUUUGUAUUCUGUAGUAGUUAAAACAUUGUUAUCCAUCUUCCUCCAUCUUUCUUGUUCAGGUCUGAGUAACACAGAAACCGGCAAAGGGAUGGCUCAGUUCCAGGAAAUGAUGCGGCAGCAGCUGGAGAGCUCCAUGCACACAGAGCUUGAGAAACUGCUGGACACUACCACCGGCCCAGAGAAAGAGGUGAAAUGCUAUCCCUCUUUCUUUUUCUGUCUGCCUCACACUCUCUCUUUAUCCCCCUCUGUUUUCCUUUGACCAUCUGGUUGUGAUUUAAAGAGUGGUUGGGUCACACACACAAACACUGGGGAAACACAGGAGUGACACAUACUACAGCACAGAGCCAAUGAGGGUCCCACCUACAUGCUACUCACAUACUCGCUUACGUCAAGUGUACGUCACUGAAAUUAUGAAGGCGAGGUAAUGAUUAAACAGUCAUCCUUUUUAUUAGCCUUAAUCAUAAUAUAACAAACUAUCAGAGACGCCCAGCCUAAAUUAAGCCCUGUAUAUUUGUCUUUUUGCUCCAAAAUGGAUUAUAGUCUUAGAAGGGAUCACCAAACAGUCCAAACCAUCCAAUUAUUCCCAGCUCCAGAAUAAAAUCUUAAGUGUCUUCCAAAUAGGGUAAAUUCAGGCUGACCAUGAUUUGUUCCUUUGGUAUGAAACAUUGCAGACCUCAAGACAAAGCUGUCACUGCUAAAAUAGUUCAAAACUGCACAGAGCUGAGUAACUGCCUCUUACAGACAUUGACCAGGCCCUCUACAACUCCUUGAAAUCCCUAAAGAUGUGAUUAUACACAGAGAGCAAAGGUGAGUGAGUAAACAUAGGCGGGUCCAGGACUUCAAACACUCACUCACUCACUCACUCACUCAAGAAUAGAAAGCUUUUGUACUCACAGGAAAAAUUCACUGAACCAGCUGAAAGGUAAAUUACACAGAUGUUGGCUGCACACACACACACUCCCUUACACACCCUCACAAACAGGAUAAUCUGAAAAGAAGUUCAUUGUCAUGGGGAUUCAAAUGUGAUGGCUUUGAAGUACACCAGUAACUGACCGCUGAUGCACAUUGUUCAUUUUUGUUGUUUGUCCUUCAUGAAAAUCUGCAGAGUAAGACAAAACUUAACUGACAUAGUUACACUCACAGUGUCCCACAUCACUUUGUGGAGAUUUCAUUGUGUGUAGUUUUUGUUGACUAUAUGUGCAUACAUAAUGCUUUCUUGCAAAGUGACCAAGGAUCAAUUUUAGAUUAUAGCAUGGUUUCCUUAUGAAGAUAUGUCAGAUAAACUAUGCAGAACUCAUUCAGCAACCUAACAGACUGUCAGUUGAAGUGGAUAUUUUUAUAGGUAUUUACGUAGAUAAGUAUACAGAAACAAGCCAAGAAGCACACUGAGAAAAAUCACUGAUAGAAUUUUUUUUCCCCAUUUUCUGAAAGAAAUGUUUUAAAGGUGCCAUUUAUCAACUUCUAAAACGUUCUACUAGCUUUUCAAUGAUCUUUAAUGAGGAAAAACUUGGUGAGAUUUUAUUGCUAUUUGUAUAUUUUUGCAGAUCUUGGUUUGUUGACCUUUGUUGUGCAGUUAUGUAACAGUGACAUACAUGUUAAUCAAUCUUUCUGGGAUGAACAACCCUCAGCUAACAUCUUUAUUUUUCAGGUGUCCAGGAAAGAUUUUGAGGGCUUCACGAAUCUUUUCCACAGAUUUCUGCAGGUGAAAGGGCCGUCGGUGGAGUGGACUAAGAUACAGAGACCUCCAGAGGACUCAGUAAGUCUUUUUUUUAAACCUUGGUUGUGUAUUUUAGUGGGUGUGGGUGUGUUCAUAUCUGGAGGAAUGUGACUAUUAUUGAGAAAGAAGUCCUUUGGAGUUUACUCUAUUCACAUCCUAUAUAAGAUUUUGUUGUAAUACUUUAUGUUAAAGCAUCUAAAAAAAGGUUUACACUAUUGGACUCACAACACAAGGAUUGAGCCAAGCAUACAUGUGCAGUCUAGUAAAUUGUCUAGUCAGAAAACCUAAGCUAAAAGACAUAGAUAAAUACACACAAAGGUGAUUUGCAUCCAAUGUACAACAGUUAGAUUAGGUAGAUGAGGUUAGGCGAGAUGAUUAAAUCCACCCCAAGGAAUCCAGUUUAAGUAACUCAUUCAUGAGUUUAAUUGCAUUUUAGUUCAUGUAACACUUAACUGAUAUUAAUAGCACCUCUGUAGAAAGUCAUCAUUGUGGUUGUCAUUAUUAUCCUCUCUCACUCGGCAUUAGUUUCAGAGUGCAGUUUAAUCUAAUUGUGUUACCAAAUCAAACAACUACAUUAAACUUUUGGAAACCUCUUUAUUCUCAGUACUUACCACCAGGAUACUAAUGGUCUUAUAUUCAGUGGCUACAGAUGUGGUGCUUUGAGCAGAAUACAGCACUGUUCAGCUAUGUAGCUAUAUACAGCAUUCUACCUUAGGUCACUGGAGAGUUUUCUGUCCUGGACUAAGAUGAUCAAACUGCUAUCACAGCACCUGCCACUCAUCCUGAUGAUCUGACAUAAGACAGCUCCAAGCCUCAAAGUGAAGCUGAGGCCUCAGGAACAUUAAAAAAGUGCUCAUAUAUACACCUUUUCUGCCCCAUUUAAUACUGUUCAUUUCAUUUUCUUUUGUAGUUGCGUGUGGCUGCAUUCAGCUUUAAAAAUACAGUGUGAUUUAAUAUAGUUUAACACUAUGAUGACCCUCAAAUACAUGAACUAAAAGGAGUGAAUUUUGCAGGAAGAAGUGUGGAGCAGAAUGACAGUAAAACAACUUGUAGUCCUUUUAAUAGACACAGUGACCUAAGAAGUUACUCUUUAAGGAUCAUCUGGUAUCAGAGUUGUCUUACGGGUCAAUGACCAUGCCAACUUCUAACCACAUGAAAAGUCAAAGACUGUAUAACAGGAGUAAUUGUGAAAUGAUAAGUCAGUCUUUGUUUUCCACUGACUUAGUUUUGUAGUUACAAAAGAGUGAGAAUAAAUAAAUGCUCUUUAUAUGCAUCAGAGCCAUCGAUUUUACCUUAUGGCAUGUCAAUGACUGGACUCAUAUUUCUGGGUUUUCUAUGGAUUCAAAUGGUCAAUUGUUAAAUUAAAUGAUUGACCUUUUAAGUUUAAGUACAAUAAAUUAUUCAUGUGGUUUCAGGUUAAUUCUUCCACUCAAUUAUUCAUGGCUCAUCUCCACAAUAUAGGACUCUUAUAGGGACAUUGUAAACCAAAUUAUCCAACAACAUAACAGAUGGUUUAUGGUCCAGUGUAUUCAACUCAAUCAGGUUAAUGGUAGAUUGUUAAAAAAGAAGAAAGUUGAGACUUGAGUUGUGUAACACUGAUCCCAACAUUACGUUAAAGAUGGGGAAAACUUUUUUUAGUUGUGUAAAACCUGAGCGCUUUCUUACUGUUUUGAAGUGAAGACUGUAUAAACAAAGACUUGGAAGUUUUCUCUUUCAGUAACACAAAUGGAGGCGAGCCAUUUCAUCUGAAAACCAUCUGCCCACCGUUUGUCACAGUGAAAGAAGGAAAACAAACACAGCUUGUUAAGGAGUGUAUGUCUCCUGUUCACUAACGAGACAAGGUGAAAUAGAAGUUAUUUGAAAGUAACCAAACUUAUAUAAGUAUGUCUAGACUGAUGCCAUUAUUUAAAAGAUACUAAAAAGAAAGCUAAACACAGAAUCUGGAUGGAUAUCAACUAAUGCAGAGUGAUCAUAAUUAGACUUUAGCCUAGCCAUCGCUUAAUGCAAAGAUCAGACUCACUGAUCCUAUUAAAUGUUAAAGGGACUGUACUUCUGUAUUGCUUCUUUAGUCUGUCUUACCCCUCAAAAUGCUUUCACACUUCAUGUCACAUUCAUCCAUACCACAUUUAUAUACUGUCAAUGGGUAUAUUGUUAGCGUUAUGUGGUCAAAGUAGUGAAAGUAGAAGUACUGAUAACAAUUAUUUACCCAAUGAUUCUUAAACUAUAAAUCUGCCUCACUUAAUGCACCAUAAGCCAAAGUAGACCUCCACAUAGUACUUAUCCCCUGAAAGCUUACUACUGAACAAACCACAUCCUUUUUUUUAAUUUAUUUGGUGGUUUUGUUGGUGAUUUGUCUGAAAGUCCACCCUUUUUUAGGUCAGCAUUGUUUCUCUGUGUUUUUCCUGAACAGGAUUUCCUUUUCCUUUUCCACUGUUAUGGGUCUUCUUUUGUUUUCUGCUUUCUGUGCUUCUUCUCCAGUUCCCCCCAAAAGUUUCCAUGCUUUGUACAAACUUCAGAGUGUAAGAUUGAAAUUUAAACAGCGUAAAAGAAAGUGCCAACAUGAUUAGAUUUUUUCUCAAGGGAGAAAUAAAAAAGUAAGAAUGCGGCAUUUGUUAAGCAGUGAAAGGCAGCACUGGAGAGUUGCAAACAAGGAGCAGGAGAAGUAGUUGAGUCUGAGUUUCAAAGCUGAGAAAGCUUUUGAUUUCUUUUUUUUUUUUUCUUUUUGAGCAAAUUUUUAAAAAAAUGUUACCAAUACAAUCACUGCGGCGCGGUAGCUGGAAAUUAAUGUCCACAUACAUCGAGCCUCAAGGCUUAAUAAUGGAAAAAAGAGACAUAAUAAACAAGAUCAGAGCUCAUGAGCUUUUCAAUGAGUUUUAUGCAAGUUAUGAAGUAUUACGUAUGCAUUAACGACCAAUACAAAAAGAGAUGCCAUCUAAUUUCCCAUGUCUUCCUUCUGCCUCAUUCAUUUGUCACGAAGCGCAGCAAUUAAACCUUGAAACUCACAUCUCCCCCUACCUUCGUCCCCUACAACCCACCCCAUAUACCAACCACCAAAAAAAAGUUUGACCAAUGAGCAGAUGAAAAAUAAGUAAUACUAUGUAACCUUAGAUAAAGGUCUUUAUCUGGUCAAGGAUGUUAAUCCAGCUGUCUAGAGUUUUCUGUUUUGCGCUGUCCAUAUUUCCAGUAGAAAGUUCUGAAUCUACAGUAUUAAGGACAAGCUGUAUCCACUCAGUGGUUUAUUGUAAGAGUGUUUGGGACUCGUCAUCACAGAGCCAACAUGUUCUAUGCUGCUGUGCUUCCUGCCAGUCACAAAUGUCUUUGAAAUGAAUUUUGAAAUAGAGCUUUGUCAUCAUUGUUUAACAGCAUCAAGGUUGAUAAUUACUUCUAAAAAUAUAGAAACUUGAAUAGUAACCUGUUUCCAGAUGGAUUUAACUAAGGGACAAUUGCACAUCACGUUCAAACAAACAAACAAAAUGUACAGUUUGGUGAAGUUCUGACUUUCAUUUUGGGGUGUAAAAUAAGUUCAAUGUGUCAAUUGAUGAUUUAGGUUUCGGGAUGCUUUCUUUUAGAGGCGACUUUGUGCUGAAUUUUGCUAAAUAUACAAGCGUGUAACUUCAAGAACCUUGAGAGAUGGAAAUGUUCACUUAUAGAUCUCCUGCAAAACAUUUUGAAGAGCACGUCUUAGAAUAAAAUCUUUACAUCUUUGAUGGAACAAAGUUAUAUAAGUCACAUGUAUUAAUCCUUAAUUUUAAAUCACUGCAGUUUUAAGCAGUCGUCAGUUCUUGUUUACUGCCUCACUACAAAGACACUGUUGGGGAGGAAUUGAUUUGCCUUUAUGUGUGUUUUCAUUUUUCUGGUUGAAAGGAUGACUCACAAAGAACUGUAAACUCUGCAGCUGUGAAUUAUUGAGGGGUGAAAUCAGUUUGUUGAAAUGCUGAAGCAAAACUACCUCUCACAGAAGUGAAUGUAGGAUGUUUCUUAAGACAUGUACUGUGUUAGUGCUCUGUAAAUAAUGGUGUUCUGAUCUGUAGGUUGGCUGUUGGUAGAUUUGCAGAUUCAUAGUCCAGUUAAAAACACCUAAGAGUCGUGAUUUUACAGAGGACAGUUGCUCAAAACACUUUCUUUUCUUUUCUAAAGUUUACAGAUUUCUGUCCAUGGAGACCAGGGACCAAUAAAACGGUCUAAAUAAAGUGUACAGAUAUAGUACAUAUUGUUUUGGGUUCAACCUCCUGCUUGCAUAGAUUAGUCUCAGUGUCACAUGAUUUGAUACUCAAACAUGCAAACAUGUAUCCUGCUCAGAAAUAAAAUCAUCAUCAUAUGCAGCCAAGAUGCAUUUUCCCUCCAAAGCUUUAUUUUAAUUUGGAUUUGUGUCAUUAUGUGACUGUAGCUCACUAAUGAAACCAUUCAUCUUGGGUCACACGCAACCAUGAUUUUAGGAACUGUUGAGAACCACUGAAAAGGAAUUCGUCCUGAUGUGACUCAUGUUUAUGUGUGCUGCACUUUAGUAGGCAGAUAUGCUUAGUGGGAAAAUGACAGAAAGGGACUAAAGAAAUGUUCUGAACCUUCAGAGUAAUGACUCAUUAAAAAAAUAAAAUAAUAAUGUCAACUCCCUGCCCUUCAUAGAUCAUGCUCUUAGGUAAUAUGAAUCAUAAGCAGCUCCCUAAAAGUGAGUUUUACGUCACCAGCCACAUAUUCAUGCACAAAGUGUGUAGAUGGGAGAUGCUGACAUUGGCUAACUAGCUUAAUAAAUGAUGUCAAACCAUCCAGUUCAUUGCAGAUUAUCAAUAUUUUCUUUCUUAUCUCUAAACUAGCCUUGACUUUAGAUGGAUGGCUAGCUUUGACAUGAGCAUAUAUCUAUUUUUCUAUAGCAGUUACAGUAAAGCUAAGAUCUAUCAUCAAGUAUUAAGUAGGGGUGUCCCGGUACAACUUUUUUUACUUCUGAUAUGAUACCGAUAUUGUAGCCUUAAGUAUUGGCCGAUUGAUUGAUCCAAUAUUGGCACAAAAUUGUGCAUGACGAGGUUUAAAGUCUGAAAAGGACGUUGUAGGCUACAACGUCCUUUUCAGACUUGAACAAGAGAUACUACCACACGACCAACAUCACUCCUACUCCUUGCUACUUUGUUAGUACCUUAGUACACACUGUUGUUGUGAUAAAGUGGGCUCUGGGCGCUGCUAGAUAGAGGUGCUGGAGCAGAGUCUGGUAUGGACUGCUUGAAUCAGAGUGCUGAUAUCUGAGAUUUUAGAUGGAGGCCGAUAUAAUCCGAUAUUUGUUUUUUUGCUGUUAUCUGACAGAUAUUCAACAUCAAUAUUGUAUCAGGACAUCCCUAGUAUUUGGAGUAAUUUGUAACUUUUGAUGCGUGACACAACAAAAAAUCAUGAUGGAAAGUGUCACAAAACCUUAGCUCUUGUUAAGGUUGAGGCAUUUAUUGAUGGAUGUAAAAGUUCUAUUGGUGCUUUAAUCAGACGAGCAUAUCUCUAAAAUGCUAGCUGUGAAACCUGUUUAUGUCUAUCUACAAUGUUGGCUAUAGAAGCCACCCCUGCACACUUUUAGUAUAUCAGCUGUGGAAUAUGGGAACGUGCACCGCUCAUGUAUGCUCUCAUGUCAAAUAGUGGUAUGCACACUGUGAUAGCCAUGAAACUGGAAGUCACUGUGGAGUUUGUAGUGCAAGAACAAGAUCAUUGAUGUCAUGUAUUUUGACAGCAGAUUGAAUGUAUACUUCCUGAGCAGUUGCUGUGGGACUUUUUCAUACAUACAGCUUUAAUGUGGCUUUUUUACCUGCACCUUAGUGCAUCCAGAGGAAUUUGUGCAUGCACAGCACAUUCUGGUAACAAUCUAACUUUAUUGGGGUCACAAAUUUGAAAGUCCUGGUCACCCAUAAUAAAGUAUACUUCAUCUUUUUAGUACCCCGCUGCAUACUGUGCUGGUUCAGGAAAGUCACUCAACAGAAAACAACAAUCAAAAUGUAGAUCAAUGAAAAUUUCUGUUUUGCUACUUUGUGUUUAUUAGCAGUGUCUCUUAACUUAAUGUCAAGGUGAGUUCACCCCGAAGGUUCUCUUUCUUUGCUCACAGCAGCUUUGAGGGAAAACAUGACAGUAGAUCUCUCCUUUUCUUGAGCCUCUGCACUUUUUUUAAUACCUUCUGCUGUCUAGACUAUCAUUCUGAAGCACAUAGUGUUGAGAAAUAUCUUGACAUUGAAAAUUUUAAAAACUUUACAACUUUCUUACAACCUCAUUAUCUCCUUUACAGACUUUGUCUUCUUCACGUUUCAUGCCAGAGUUGUAGUUGUGUGGCAUUUUUUGGUCGCGUUCGGUUCAGUCUCACUGCACAUCAACAAAACUUCCUCAGUUGCUUGUUUGCCCAGCAUCAGACUCUCUGAUCGAACACACACAUCCACAUGAACAAAGCCUGAUCUGUCUUUUUCCUCUCCAGUCUGCAGCGACUGCAUUAGCUCCCAAUUAUGAGCCACCUCAUUAAUUUUACACUCAGAUGCUGAAAAGAGGGAGAGAUGGAGGCGACAACAAAUAGAGAAAAGCAGAAAAUGGUGAAACUAAGAGUUACAUAAAGAAAAACUGAGGAGGAGCAGAGAGGAAGGAGAGCUGAAGAGUGAGAAAUGGCUGGAUGAGUAGUGAAACAGAGAGGAAAAUGACAUUGAAUACAAUACUGAGAAGAGCAAACUGGCCAACAGCAGCAUGUUAGAACAGUGCAUGAAGGGAAAUUAAACAGGAGAUAAGGAAAUGAACAAAUUUUAAACCUGUUUCAGCAAUAAUUGUCUUUUUUUGCCAUUGCACACAACAGAAAUAAGAGUGAGAGUGUUGAUAAAGACACAGAUGGAGAGUAAUUCAUGUGAACACUUCUUCCCCAAUAAUCAGAUGAUUUGUUAAAAAAUAUUGCUUAUAAUUACAAUAAAAGGCUCCAUAAGGCAUGUCCCACUUUAAGUUUGUGAUAAACAAAGACCUUUUUUAUGAAAACAGUCCUCUAAGGCUGAUGAUCACUAUGUCAGGACCACAACUUUUCAAUUCAGUGCUAGUAGUUACACUCAGAUUGGAACAUAGAGGAGCACACAAGUUUAGGUAGUGGUUUACAGACGGCUUCAUGCUUUGCAUAUAAAGCUUUAUUUUGAAUUAAACAAUUAGGACUGACUAUAGUCCGACUGACUAUAUACUAACCAGAUAAACCAUUAGAUUGAAUAAUGUCUUUAGAAGCUGAAACCAUCUUUUGUGCAGUGAUGUAAAAAUGUCAACCCUCACUGGCAGUUAAAAGACUCUAAUAGGAAGUAAUGUAGUUUAGCUGAUUGGUACUUGCUCACAUCAUGCUGUUGGGACACAGAUUUAGUGGUGUGUAAUGAGCAAGAUCAUGGAUAAAAUUUAGGUUCUUAUUACUUUUCCAGACAGGAAUCCCUUCAAAGUAAGGGAACAUAAUGAUCUCUUCUUACAGUUCAGUUCAACCCAUUACUGCUCCCACAGUCUUGACCUGACUAUGAUAGAAAUGUUGCUCCUACAGAAGAUGUAGUAGUAACUUGGUCUGUUAUUUUAAGUUUUUGGAUGUUAGAGCGUGUGUGCCAGAUAUUAAGAUAUAUAUAGAUCUUACUCACAUGGUCAGAUAAAGCACUGGACAUUGCUAAUAUUUUCAGGUAUGUUGGGGACAGGACAUUCAUUCCCUCUUUUGAAAAAAUGACUGAUCUUGUGCAUACAUUUCUCUGUCAUAUACUAUCAUUUGAUAAACCUAUCAACUUAUUGACUUAUUAUCGACUAAUCUAGUCAAUGUUCUGGAGUACAGAUAAAAAGAUAGUUGUAAAAUAUCAUUGAUAAAUUGAUGGUCAUUGACGAUGUUCAGAUGUGUUUCAGAGAAACAACAUUACAGUGUAAGUUUCACUAACCCGCUCAAAAAAGCUAAUAUAACUGAGAAUAGUCAGGGGAAUUCUCAGAGAGCAGAUACAGGAAUGUUCUCAAGGUGUUUGGCGCUUAUCUAGCUGAAGUACAAAAUAUGUGGAAUGAGAAAUAUUCAGAUGUUGAACUUGAGGAUGUCAACACGUUGGUUUUUCAUCCUGCUAUUAUACGCUGCUCACAGAUCAUAAUCCCAUAUACAGACCAGUGUUUCCCCUACAUCCAUUCAGCAGCAAAAUUACGUGCGCCGCUACUGAAGUUUCACACGAUCAUCAAUAUCAGUGCACCACAAAUGAUUUCUACUCGCACUGUGUGAGCACAACAACACACAACAUUAUUUCUGACUUGAUUUGAGUCAUCAAGUAGUGUAUCAAAUCCUAUCGGACCCUCUUCCAUCAACGUGAAGGGUAAUGUUCAAGUUUACACACGUUCUAUACAGCGUGUAGAAUUAAUAGCAUUAGUAGCAUUAAUAUCAAUGCGCCACUAAUGAUUUCUACUCACACUGUGUGAGCACAACAACACACAACAUUAUUUUCGACUUGUUUUAAAGCAUUUAAAUCAACUUGAAACUGAACAAUGCGUAUAUAAUGAAGUGCACAAUUGAAUCCUCCAGUAUUAUGGACAGUAUUGUGAUGGAUACACCAAUGAGAACAGCAGCCAAGGAUGAUGGAUGAAGAGUCUCUUCAUGGAAUGAUGUGAGUCAGGAGUUGUCCCCAACAGCUUGUCCAAAUGCUGUGCAGUAAAAUGAUCAGUUGUGGUGUUUUCAGCAUCAGAAAAAUAUCCCAUAAUAUGUGCAUUUAAAAUGUAGUCCAUAACACAUUAGAGUGUAAGUGUGAGCAGUUCUAAGAUCUUUUCAGACUUUAUACUAGUGGAGUUGUCAACCGUUUCUACUCCUCCUGUGGAGCUUCCAGCAACUGGAUAACAACUGUGUAUGCGUCUACUGUGUGUGUGUCUGUGGUAUGUAAGAAAUGAGGUAGACAAUUUCCUGCAUUGUAAUGAUGCCGUGGUUUACAUGCCAGAGGAAAGGUUUGUGGUCAGUGGUUGAUCACAUUUGGAAUAACCUUAGACAGAGACAGCAGUACGGUAGUUUUUACUAUUUAAGUGAAUAAGGGUUGUAGUGGAUUGAUAACAAAUAUUUACAGGGUAUUUGGGGUCAAGUGUAGUUAUUUCAGAGUCCGUAUCAGGCAUGCUGUUUGAUUUAUAAGCAACUUGACUUUAAAAAAGAGUGUUGGUUUCCUUUUUUCUAUGAGCCAUUGUGAAUUCAGCUUCUUUCACUUUCUAUUUGAGGACAGAGUGAGUAUGUGCUAUUUGCAGUGUGGAAGAGGGGAAGAGAUUUGAUUAGGAAAUUAACUUUUUUGUAAUCCAAGACCAACCUACACUUGACUUCCAGAUUAUGUGCCAGUUUUUUGAUGGGAUUUAAUCAUGUGACUACUCAAAAAUAAGUAAUUUAAACAGCAUUUUUGUGGAAACUUGUACAGAAUUAUCAAAAGAAGGUAAGAGCCAAACAGUAGUUUAGGUAGGAACUUAUAAUACCUGCCUUCUUAUAGAAAGUCAGGUCUAUUUGAGACUCUCAGUACACGCUACUUGCGUGUCGGAGUAUACCAAGGUUGUUGAUUAAUUAUCUACAGGUUUUUAAUUCCUGUUCCUGUUUAUUUUUAUUUUUUUGGCUCUGUUAUGUUACAUCCUGUUUUUAAGCUCUGCAUUGGUAGAUAUUCAUCGGACAAAAUCAGGGACCACAGCCUUAAACCGGAAACCUGUUCUACAUCCUGCACACAUUGUCUGACCUUUGUUACAGCUGUAGCUAAGUGUACAGAUUAAACAAUUCACAAACUUAAGCUGGACAUCUGCGUUUACACUGGUUUAGGGAUGAGAGUGUGCUUUGGCUUGACUUCAUCAUACAGACGUCUCCCCUGCUCCCAUAAUGCGGAUUUGAAUCUGUCUGUUAUGUAAUUUGACAGUCUAAAACUGUCAUACAAAACUGUUAUACACUUUGCUUUUUAUUCUCAGUAUGAAAUAUCCUACAGCUGACAGCAGCUACCUGCCAAAGCAAAGCAAGUAUGGAGUGUUUUUCACCAUAACUGAUCCAAGCUCCUGUUCAAUUAGAGAUAAUACAGCACUAAUGGAGCAAAAAUGGCUUUUCAGUUGAGUUGUGCCAAAAAGCAGAAACAGAGGUGCUUCUGAUACUUAUGUCUAAGAGGUGACUGAAUUGAUUUUACUGGCACCCUCUCUGUGUCCCUUUUCUCCAAAUCAAUACCCCACAAUAAAAAUAAGAAUGCUUGCACCACACAGUUACUGGUUAUGUAACAGACUGAUUUUAGUUGGGAUGACAGAAACAAACAAGACCUUCAGCAGCAAGAUAGAUUUUUAGAUAGAUAGUUUUUUAUUCACUUAUCAAAAACUAGAGUAACAGUGUAGGUGUCGGGUAAAUGACUAACAGCCUUUUACCUACAUGAUCCACAACAUAGAGUCACAGUGAGUGAUGUACAGUAUUUACUGUUAAAUGACCUGGACAAGAGUUUUUGUUAAAAAAACUCAGUGAAACAAGGAAAGUGCGGCUUUGUCCACAGUAGGGGUGGGAGAAAAAAAAUCGAUACAGCAUAGUAUAGCAACACUUUGUCUGGUGAUGUAUCGCAUCGUCUCAUCGACCAAAUAUCAAUUUUUUUCAAAUUAAUUGUUAAUAUGAAGUCAAAUCGAUAAUAAUGGAAAAAUAAAAUCAGCUGUUUGUCCAGUGAGGUUGGCAGAGGUGACAUCAUAGAGCAGGAGAAAGUUAGUACAACAAAUAUAUCAACACCUGGGGAAAGGCAUUAGGAAUUCAAGCAGGGCACAAAUGAGAUGGACCUGACACAUAAGGUUUGCAAGAUGUGCUACAUAAAAAUAAAAUACAGUGUAAAUAAGACAAACAUAAAGGAAAGACAAAUGCUAAAUAAGCGAAACAGUUAAAAAAAAAAAAAAAAUCCCAAUAUAUUGUGUCGUAAUACUCACUGUCUUGCAAAAUGUUAAAAAUCGCAAUAAUAUCGUAUCGUGGCCAAAGUAUCGUGUACAUAUCGUAUCAUGGGGCCACAGGUGAUUCCCACCCCUAGUCUACAGGGAGCACUGGUUCCCAAAACGUUUUUCGCAGUAACUUCAAAGAACAAACAAAAGAAGUUUUAUCCUAAAAAAAAAAGAAAAGAAAAAAUCAGUGUUUCUUGCUUCAAUCUUCAGUGCAUGAUCACAUGUUUCUCACAUCCAUGUUUCUGACACUUGUUUUUUACUGUGCUGGUAUUCAAGUCUACGAAUGUUUGUAGGGAAAAAAAUAUUGUCUGAAUAUCUGUGGUUCUGUCACAGAAUAAUUUCCAUGUGGCUUGAAUGAACAUUCAGAGAGCUGUCUAACUUUUGGGGGUACAUAGGCUGGAUGUGGUUCCAAGCUGAAGGACAUUUUGUUCACAAGGAAAACACGUAAACCACACCAGCAACCCCCUCUGUUUCCUCUUAUAGAUUUUUGUUCAUUCCUAGUGUCUGUAUGAGUGGAAUGAGGUCUGUGCAUUUGGAGCGCAUGCUGAUUACUGUCAUGCAUUCAAAUCCAACAUGAAAAAACAUGUGUUUGUGCUCGGUGCUGAUUGUGUCUCUGAGGAUAGGUCCAUUUCCAGGUUUUGUUCGAAGGCCUUAGUCUACAUGUGGUGCAGAAAGGGUGAAGGAGUGAAGCGUUGUGGGUGAAGGGGGGGAGGGGAACUACCAUAGCGGAUCAUCUGUUUCCAUCAGGAUGUCUGCCGAGUGUCUGCUGUCACUAAUGAGUGACUUGGUGCUUUUAGCAGGAAAAGACACAGAAUGAAUCCCUGCCUUUUCUUUUACACACACACACACAUUUAAAGAAUACAUUUGAAAAAAAACGCACAAUCUCACACAGAGACAGAAUUGAGCAGUUGACAAUCUCCUAACAACUAAAAGCUGUAGGAACAUCUGGUUAGUGUUUGCUGUCCCUGGAUGCCUCUGCAUACAGCUCACAGUUUUGUCCUGAAAAUUCCUCCUGUAGUAAGGGAAUACAUUGAAGCUGCAGGAAUCUUGAUGAGGAGCACAACUCCAGCAGGGGAGCAGACACUUUCUGCUGAAUGCUGCGACUUGUUCACUUCAAGUUUGAUCUUCAUAUAUUCAUAUAAGACACUGUGCUCUUCUUCAUGAAAGGUUUAUGCACACUCACAUCCUCCCUUCGCUCCUUCCUGCUUGAUGGGAGAUAAGAGAAAGACGUUAAUACAUGAUCUGUGAAUAUGCUGAUAUAAGGAGUGUUUUAUUGACCCAGCAAUGUGGCUUCAUAUACACACAAGCACACACCACUCUAAUAAUAUUUGCUGUUUUGUCAACAAAAGUACAGAGGGUUACCUUUAAAGCAGACUGUGAGGUGCACUAAGUCAGAGAGAUGACUAUAAUUUGCACUCUUUGUGUGCAAAAACUUGCCACAUUGCGUGUCUGUGUACUGUGUCUGGUCUCUUUUUAAUGAAUACAUGGAAAUUUCCUCCUUUUUUCAUAAGAGUUUGCCAAAUCUAAGUUUGUGGCAUUUUUACUUCAACCCUCCAGCUUAGUCUAUUUCUUUGUGCAUAUGGUAAUUACUAAGCCAGCGUGCAAAGCGGUUAGUCAAUUUUUAUGCAUCUAAUAAGCAGUAAAAUCAAAGUAAACUGGCUUCACUGUUGACUCAGAGCAGAAACAUCACAGUAAUCUUCAGCAGUGAAAGGGUAAAUCACAUAAAAAUUACAGAGAGGUUGUUUUAAAAGCACUUUAGUGGUACACACCUACUGUGUUCCUGACCCUCAGCCUGCCUCUGUCUGUGUCUCUCUCUUCCCACCUUCAGAUUCAGCCCUACGAUAAGAUUGCUGCUAAAGGCCUUCCAGAUAAUGUUGCUGACAGCCUGAACAAACUGGUGGUGGUGAAGCUCAAUGGAGGCCUGGGGACCAGCAUGGGAUGUAAGGGUCCCAAGAGCCUGAUCAGCGUCCGCAAUGAGAACACCUUCCUGGACCUCACUGUGCAGCAGAUAGAGGUAAAAAACAAUCAUGGCUUUUCUUCAGAGAUUGAACACUAACAUUGAUAUUUGUGAUGCUGUAACAUUGAAAGUUCAGUGUGCAGUACCUCUGGAUAUGUGAAUAAAAUAUUAAAGAGGAUUGGUCACUCUCAGCCCGCUGUUUAGAUCUGAAUCAUCCUGAUUUGUAGCCCUAUACUAUUCAGAAGUUUGAUACAUCACAAACUUGACUGUUUGCCGUAUUAAAAAAAAAAGACUGUAUUACCUAAUCCAGCCUGAUUUAGUGAUUCAUGUUUGCUUUUGAACCACCCAAUUCUAAAGAAAUGUUGCCAUCCAGUAGCUUUGAGCUGAAUCAUAAGAAAAACUGAGCCAACAGGAACCACAGAAAAGAAAAACUCAGAAAAGUGCACUUUUAUGACUGAAUCACAUUCUAGUUUUGCAACAUCUUUGUGAUUUUUAGUACAGAGCUAACGGGCAAAACCCGCAGGGUCCGGAAACGGCACUAGCACAGCCGGUGGAUCAAAUCCGCAAGAAUUAUAAUCAAUGUGAGUCAUUCCACAGAAUCAGUCCGGUGUUCAGCUCUGCUGCGGAUGCCGGAGCACGGCGCAUUAAUUCAGUGCAGCCAACAGCAGCAGCAGCGGAAGUUUUAUGCAGUGACAGAGUGAAAUAUCCGGUUAAUUUUUAAAGUGAAAUGAAGUUAAUACAUUGAACUGUUCUUAACUUGUUAAUAGGAGAGGCCAGGGUUGUGGGAUGUGGGUGUUUAUAUACACCGGCGUUUAUAUACACAGAUCGGCGGAUGUUAUUCUAUGACUCAGGAAACACCUGAGAGCUUUUGAGAUCUUGUCAAGUCUUGUGAGAAAUACCUGUAAUCUCACGAGAGCUUGUCCUCUGAUGGCGGUGGCGGAUCGGAUCCGGUGGGCGCUGUAUGCUUAUGGAUCUGAUCCACCUGGCAAUCUGGAGCAGAGCGGAGCCAUUCCAGAUCCUGUGGUUUUAGCCAGUAACUUGUUUUGAUAAAUUAAAGGGAUAUUCCGGUGUAAAUUUAAGUUAUGGUGCUGUGGAGUUUCGCAACUCAAGGAAGAAAAUUUAUGAUUAUUACUUCAUGAAAAUGUAAUCAUAGUUCUUGUGUAUCUUGUAUGUGCACUGCAGACAUGGUAGUUCUUCUGCCUUAGCGUCUUGGUCUGAUUACAUUUUCAUGAAGUAAUAAUUAUAAAUGUUCUUCCUUGAGCUGCGAAACUCUGCUGCACUUGGUGAUCGACUUGUCAGGGCUUCCUCACAAACAAGCGGCUGCUGGAGGAGAGUAGGUGAGUUGAGUUUGGUCUCUUUGCUAAAGAAAUUAGGCAAAGCUAAAAAGAUGUUUGAUGGCCAGUGCUAUGGCUUGGACCACAUAUGUACUGUUGAUGAAGUCAGGUGCUGUUCUGAGCAUUAUUUGUGGCUAUAGAGUGGCUUUUAGGUUGAGGUUUAUGCGUGGAGUGGUAGAGCGCUGUGUAUUGCUAUUGUGUGGUCGUUGCUGAAGUUGGUAUAACUAGAGAAGUAAGCAGUUGGCAACAUUCAUCUCUUAAGGGGGUUGCCUAACUCAGUGUUACGGUGUGUUUGACCAUAACUUAAAUUUAUGCCGGAAUAUCCCUUUAACAAAGUACAUUUUGUGGCUCUUCAACAGUUUUAGGACAGUUUCAGGGAAUAUUUAUAAAAUGUUGUUGAAUCGACAAAGACUGGAGUACAACUUUAAAAAGGCAACUAGAGUGACUUGCUUGCAGCUGUACUGGAAAGCUUCACUCUGUGUGUGUGUGUGUGUGUCAUAAGCACAGCUCACAGUAUUUCUUCACACAUCAUGUCUGUGGUGAAGUUUUGGCGACACUGUUGAAACUUGUGGGUUUCCUGACACAGAGGUGUGGCGUUUGGGGUAAGAAGACAGUUGACACAUAAACUGACAGUGAUGUCAUAAUGGGAGGGACAGGAGAGCAGGAAGUGAUGACUGUUUAUUCUGCUCUCUGCAAUGAAGGCUGUCUUUUAUCCUCUCUGCUCUGAUGAAGUUAUGAAUGAAUAAUGUCUGUGUCUUGUUCUGCUUUCAGAGUGAACUUUGAUUGGAAGUUUAGACUUUGAUUUUUCACGAAAGAGUAAUAAGAAAACAGGAGAUGUUGUUUCUCAGAUGAAUCAGAUGAAAAAAAAGACAAGCCCUUAUUUAUGUGUCAAGAAAAUUAGAAACACAUGACGAUGUUGCAUGCUGAUGAUUCCUCCCUGGAAUUUUUUAAGUGGCUGAAGGUGUUUUGAAAGACUUUCAGUAUUAUUAGGGGGGGGGGGACUGGUGUGAAAGAGGAUCUGUUGGUGUGCAGGCGGGCAGGUCUGCAGGGGUUGGCAGGGAAACAGAGGGUGGCUGUGUGCUGGAGGAGAAGAGUGUGUGCGAUAUGUGUACUAGUGCUGCUGCCUGCUCACAUACAUCAGGCUAAAACAAGCAUGCCCACACUGACAGACUGUGUUUUACUAACUUUUAAUGACUUCAAUCUAUGUUUGCACAUUGUUGUUUGAAAGCUUUAUUUCUGAAAACAGGUUUUCAGGAGAAGUUUCAAAGAGAGAUUCACAGAUUAAAGUUUGGUGCAGAAUCUGCCAGCUGAUGUGUGUGUACAGUGUUGUGUAACUGAGGUCAAACAUGGGAUGUGUGUCUACCUUGUACUUGUGUUUCAUAACAUCCUCAUGGGACGCCCCUCUUCUCCUGACACACUGCUCUCUGUGUCUGAGCCACUGCUCCACAUUUUCUGUUCAGGUCUACUCAGAUUACCUCCAGACUCAAUCAGUCUAUUUAGGUGGAAGGAAAAUGGAUCCUUUACACACACCUAUGCAUACCCACUCACACCCAUAUCUGUGGCCAUUUGUAGCCACCACCAGCAUGCCUUAAUGCAUAUUUAUGUAAAAGCCGUUCGCUACAGAGACCUGGAUGUUCACUCUUGAGGCAGCAGAGAAAGACUGACUGAAAAAGGCGCCACCUGGCUGCUGAAGACUUUACUACUCUUACCCUGAGAAACCAUUAAAGUACCACAUCUGUUCAUUUCACGAAGUACAACAGAGUGUGGUUCAGCAGAGGUGGUUUAGUCUGACAUGUAAGAGUGUCUCAAAGGUACAGAGGAGAUUUGAGAUCAAAUAAUGACAAAUAAAAGAAUACGACAAUGAAAUAUUAAGAUAUCAUCCUCUAGCAACCCCAAAACAGUCAAAUAGAGACUCUCUUUUCAUCAGCAGGAUCCUUGACUUGUUGGGUUCACAAGAUGUUUAAAUACUACUUGUUGUUGAUCUUCAGUUUGAGUGGCUGUUGUGUCAGGAAAUGCCGCUCUUUUAUGAAUUAUAGUCUAAUGCUACAAUUUGACUAAAAUUUAAAGACAAACUCCUAAAUCCUGCAAUUCAUUCAAGGAGAAACACCUGCACAGUGUCCAACCUGCAGAGAAAGGAACAAUUUUAUGAGCAACGUUUCUGCACUAGACCUUCAUUAGGCAAACCUGAUGAAGGUUGCUUAUAAAAUUGUUCCUUUCUCUGCAAGUUGGACACUGUGCAGGUGUUUCUCUUUGAAUGAAUUGCUGGAUCCCUUUCUCUCUGACAUACCUGUCCUGAAUUAUAGAUGUGCUAAGUCACCUCUCCAUUGUGAAACUCUCAGACCCUGAAACAGAGAAAUGCAACACCAGCUGUCAUUUCUCAUCAGCUGUGAUUUUGCAAAGUAAAAUCAAGAAAAAAAUCUAAUUUCUGGGUAAAUCCUGUAGACAUGUUUAUAUCAUCUGUUUGUUUUCACGUCCUGCAGCACCUGAACAAGACGUACAACACAGACGUGCCGUUGGUCCUCAUGAACUCCUUCAACACAGAUGAAGACACAAAGAAGAUCCUGCAGAAGUACACACACCACCGUGUUAAGAUACACACCUUUAAUCAGAGCAGGUGAGACUAAGAACAUGCCAUCAUAAUAAAUCAUAAUAAAAGAUCCAAAUUGAAUAAAUGACCUGCAGAACAGUCGGCCGUGUGCCCCUCUGAAAAGCCAAGAACAGCAGCAGCAAGAAGACAGGAAGUGUUCAAGAGAAAGCCAUUAAUAUUGAAUGUGUGGGAGUCUCCUAUUUGUCGGUUAAGUGGAACCUGCUUUUUAUGGUUUUCCUUUGAAUUAUUCAGAGCACCUGUCUGUUAUUUGUGCCAGAAGGAGGACGGCACAAAGCAGUUUGGGAUAUCAGUUGCAGCAGAGAGGUGAAGAGGGGGGAAUUAUGCUGCUCCAGUAAAAGACUGUGGUUGUGAGAAUAAUUCAUAAAAGAUUAUUUAUUCCCUGCCAAUUAAACAAUCCGAUGUCCCAUUGCCAAAAAAAGAAGGAGAGGAAAUACGCUCCAUCCACCUGACAGGUUCCCCAAACAGGUCCAGCAACUCCAGUUCUUAGUAAGUUGUAAGUUUAACUUGGUUACCUGCCAAACUUAUGAGCAAAGUGAAGAAAUAACAUUUCCAUUAAAGGGCUCCUCCUGAACAGAUCCCAAAAUCUGAAGUUAAUUUUAGAAGCUAGGACAGCUGCUCCUCUGUACUCAAGUAGGUAAAGAUGUACAUUUUAGGAAAAGCCAGGUGCUCUUGAAGAAAGAAGUGUUACUAAGACAGAGGGGAAGCCUCCAGAGCUGUCUACAGGUACACUUACUCGAGUCAACGAAAAGGUUCACAAGCCCUUUUUAGUUCAGGGCAUAUCUUUUUUAAAAAAGGUUCAACUACUUCAGCAUUUUGACUGAAAAGUGCCUGAGAAAGUGUCACACUUUAUCAAGCCCACACAGUCCAAUUAGCAUGUUUUGCUAUUGUGGAUUUGCUCAGUCAUGUAAGAAGUCAUGGAUUAUAUGGCAGCGCUCUUUGUAAGCACUCACUAAUCAGGAACAGAGAAGAGGAGGAAAUGAGAAAGUUCAAGAAAACUUGGCUUCAAUAUGAAAAAUUCAGAGAAUGGUUGGCAGGGGCAAAAAAUAGUUUGGAGGCAACUUGCAAAAAUCAAACCUGUAAACUAUUAUCAGUGUGGAAAACAUGUUUGAAAACACAGCACAGCCUCUAAGGGUCCCUGGUGGAGGCAGAUCUGUUGACUCAAACUCAAAUUCUCAGUUUCACAUAAUGAUGUAGUAGCUACUUGUUCCUUCUGAGGCAGAACAUUUUGUUUUUCCUCCCUUGACUCCUCGUCUUUGGGUCAGAGAUGACAUGAAACCUUUGAAGGCUGUGAUUCCAUAUCAAAACCACUCGUCUGAAAUCGCCUCACAGGACACUGGGUUGGAAUUAAACCUCAAUUAAAAGGGCUUUGACGCUGCAGUUCCCCUCAGCUGACCAGCUUCUGCUCUCUUAAAUAUCCUCAGACUGCCAGAACCACAGCCAGCUCCCAUCCUUUCCUGCUCCUUGUUAUGAGGCUUGGUAACUGAUCCUGACGCAGAUCCCUCAUAGAAACACUUUGAUCACUUUAAUACAGGAAGCAGUGAUUGCUUGGCUCUUUCGCUUGUUAUCUCAUCCACUGUCUUGGAAAAUUUGACAAAGUUUUCCACUGAUAGUUUUGUUUUAAGUCCUGAAGAGAUGAGAGAAGAAUAUAUUUACAUGGCACUUGACAUGCUACUUCCUCACACAAAGUUUAGCCGGCUGCACUUUAGAUUUCUUUUUGAUUUGUUUUAAUCCGUCAAAUAAUACCCAAGAAUCUGUAAAUGAGUUGUUUUAUUUUUAGGAAACAAAAGUUAAAAUAUUUUGAUUCCAGACUCUCAACUUCGACAUUUUUUUGUUCACUGAGUCCACCAUGUCAGUAAACUGAAUGUCUCUGAAGAAUAAUGACUAUUUUUUUGUUUUUCCCUCAUCCAGGUACCCUCGCAUCAACAAAGAGUCCCUCCUCCCUGUAUCAACAAACCUGAGCAUGACAGGACAGAGCGCAGAAGGCUGGUACCCUCCAGGUCAUGGAGACAUUUAUGCCAGUUUCUACAACUCCGGCCUGUUAGAUCAGCUGAUCGCUCAGGGAAAACAGUACAUCUUUGUGUCAAACAUCGACAACCUGGGAGCCACUGUGGACCUCAACAUCAUGCACCAUCUGGUUAGCCAGCCCAACGGCAAGCGCUGCGAGUUCAUCAUGGAGGUGACGGAUAAGACACGCGCAGACGUCAAGGUAUCAUUUAUAUACGACUUAUACACUGAUUUAUAUUGUAGCUUUAAAGAGUUACACCAUGUACGCAGAUUCUCAAACAUGGUUUUGUUUGUGUUUCAGCUGAUAAAGGCAGUUGCCAAAAUUUAAAAAACACAAAUAUGUCCUGUAAGGACUCCUAUUUUAGAAGACAAUGGCUGUAUACCUCUGUAGUUAAGUCAAAUAUAGGUCAGUCACUCUGUAUGUUCUUUAAACCGACUGACUCUGAUUUUCAGGGUGGCACGCUGAUACAGUAUGAAGGAAAACUGCGUCUGCUGGAGAUCGCACAGGUCCCCAAGGCCCAUGUAGAUGAAUUCAAGUCAGUCUCAAAGUUCAAGAUCUUCAACACCAACAACCUGUGGAUCUCCUUGGCUGCAAUCAAAAGGCUGCAGGAGCAGAAGGCAAUGGACCUGGAGAUCAUAGUCAAUCCCAAGGUGAGUGAAGGAGAGGGGGCCUAACAAAUACAGUCAAGGGGAAAUGAGGCCAACACUUGGAAAAAAGUCGGAGUCUUUUUCCAACACACACAUAUAAAGACACACUCGCACACGCACACACACACACGCACACAUGGCUGUGAUUGCAUUGCUGAUCCAAAGGAAAAGUGGAUCAAUGGAUGAUCUCAGAUUUUUGUUCAUCUGUGGUGAUGGGAAUGAACGGUUUGUAGAUAGUUUUUCCAAAGUCAGAAGCUGGUGCUUAAGGUUCAUUUCGAAUUCCUCCCUCAGGUUAGGACUAGAUCCUGGAAACAAUAAAGUUAUUCUCAGAGCCUCAGCUCCCAAGAGAGCUCCUGAGGUGAAUACAGUCAGGGGGUCUGAGUGUCUCAUGAUCAGAGGAGGAAAUGGCAGAAAGAUGGUGAGGUAGUAAAAAUGCCCCCCCAACACUGAAUGGCUGCAGGUUCAUUAAAUGUUAGGUUAAAUGCAGAGCCAGUGCAGAUCACAACAGUUUAUUAAUGUUACCUGAGGACCAUACAAACUUGAAGAGCGUCUGCCUGCCUUGGUACAGGGGAUGUGCAGUAAGUGUGGGAAACACUGCUUUCACUAUCAGCAUGUGUAGAGGUGACUGCUGCACAACGGAUAAAUGUUUUCAAACAUUUUGUGGGCUUCACACAUUUUAAGUAAGAGUUAAAAUCAACCUGACAGAAACAAUCAUGACAUUAAAAAGAAUGUAAAGGCAAUGUCUGAUCAGAUUCUGUCAGCUGGUAGAGUUAUUGUCUCUUUCCUGUGUUUGCGAUCGCUCAGGGAGCAUUUUAUGUAUGAUUUUUGUGGAUCAACCAAUCAAAGCUUUUAAAAGAGUGCAUUAGAUCAACAACGCCUCCUCUCUCAGAUUAAAGACUAUUUCGCGUCCUCGCUCAGAGUUGCUCUGACAAUGGUUCCGAAUCAUUCGUAGGCUAAGACUCAUCAGUGAAAGUUUUAAACAUAUGUUAGGAGCUCUCAGAGAGGAUGCUCAGACUGUUUGGCGCUAGUGACUCAGCCUGAUCAGCACAGCUUUACAAAAGUCUCCGUCAGGACAACCAAUAUGAGUCUUAAACUCUUCUAUGUCAACAACAUACUAGUAAUAAACCCUGUAUCUCAGUACAUAGGUUUUCAGACUUAAGUGGGUCAUCACUAGAUCAGGAGAUGCUGCAGCUGCUUCUGCCAUGAAACAGCCAAAAUGACCAGAUCUGUGUUCCAUCUCAGAUACAAAGUUGAAUCUGAACAAGCAGACAGGACACUGCCAUUUCUUGAUGCAGUGAGGCAUGUACUCCCCCCUUGGAGUCAUUAUCUUUAGUGUUCCCCAUGAAUUAAGCCUUCUAAAUCUACUUACAAGAAAUCAAAGAAACUGCUUCUUCUUCUUUACUACAGUGGUACUUCCUUGGGAAACAUCAGUAUUUAUUCAGCACCAGAGAAGUCCAGUGAUUGUUGUCUUCACAGUUAUAAGUGAAAUGCAUUUUGGUGCUAAAAGAGUUGACUUCAGCACACAAUGAAUGGUGUCAAAUCUAAAUUGUCAGUGUAUGGUGGAGGACAGCUUCACUCAGUUUGAUUCACUGGUACUUUUUCCUCCUCAUUUGUUUUUUUUACUGCAGACAUUCUUUUCUUGAUGAAGGAGUUUAAGCUGAUCACUGAAGUGACUCUCUCGAACCUGCAGUGACAUCAUAUGACUUAAAAAACAUCUGAUGAGUCUGUGAUUCCUAAUGUUUUCAUGUCACCUCAUAGUUUAGCUCAUAGUUCAGCUCAGCCUACUUUUAUUUUGGACGACAGUUCCCAAAACUGUGAGAUCAGUGAAUCUCAUAUUUAGGGAGAGAGGGCGUCUGUCUGCAGUCAUAUUUUUCUCGUCAUACCUCCACCCUUUUGGUAUUUGUACACAGUCGGUCAAAGAAAUACUAUAAUUCCCCUGAGCUGUGCUGUCUUGACAGAUCCUCCUCUUCUCGAUUCCCCUCUGUUAAAUUAUCUGGCAUGAGUCAUAAAUGUCCUGGUAACAGUCUGCUGUAGUAUUAUGGCCCUAAAGGCCGAAGGGACAGAGGGAUCACAACAGGAUUUCUGAGCGUUCAAUAAACGCUGAAAUGAACCAGAACACUGUCAAUAACAAGCCACCAACCUCCCUGUGUGAUAGCGUCAGUCCUGUUUUAUCACUCUCAUCCUGUCAUGUUGGGAAACAUAAUGCAGCUGUGAAUAGCCGAGAGAUAUCUACACCACUUUCAUCUACAGAGACCACCACCCCUAAAUAAAUCAUAGCCCUACUCUGAAAGCGGAAAGAGAGAACCCACAUUCUGUGCUCCUGCUCCUUGCUCUAAACCAUUUUGUUGUCACAUGACGUUUUUGCAUACAGAGGAGAGAACAGUCCAGUUUUCUGCGUUAGAUUGGCCCUCACACACAUUCACACAGUCAUACAAGCAUCAUGUGAAGGAUUUGUGUCUACCCUGUCUGUGCAAUUUUAUCCUUUGUAGCGUUCCCUUGCUCGCUGUAAUAGAGCAGCCUUAUUAGAAGCACGGCAGCAAACAUAUCUGACUUGAUGUGACUUGAUGUUAUUUUGGUGUCCCUCACUCAAAGGCACGACACUCUGCCUCUGCACCCUCAGUAAAGGAGCACUGCCUUAGGCUAUGCAAAUCUGCCACCAGCGUAAUAAAUUCACAGCUGAACCUACCCUUGCCCGUGCUUGAUUAUUUCUUUUUCUUGGCCUAUAGAUGUCAUUUUCCAGCCCUACGCUGCAGAACCACGCACUGUGACAUAGGCAGCGUUAUAUAACCGGUGAUAUCUGAAAGAGCUGUGUAGCUUUACGUAAGUGUGUGGUCCCAUUUAGGUAAGAGUGCAGCACUAAACCUGCAGAGUCAACGAGAUCUGGUCUUGCUUUACAAUACCGACUGCCGCUCAGUGUUUAUUGGAACUGUGUGUACUUCUAUUUCAGAGAGGCACUUAAGAUAAAAGCGUCGUUCAUGAAGUGGUAAAUGUUGCAUAAUACCCUCUGACAGUCAUACCUACAGCCUGUGAUAUUACUCGUUGUUCACGGUUAUUCUGUGAAACCUGUAAAUACUGAGUUUGAGUUCAUUUUAGUCACCCUUGUGGUUUUAAGAAACGUAAUGGCUGCAGAGUCUGCGGUUGAGCUAGCAGCUGUUUUUGGCUGACCCAUAGCAGGUCAAAUUUUCAGCAUUACCACUAUCCUGAUUUAGCCUUUUAGCAUGCUAACAUACGCUCAUUAGCUCGAAACACAAGCGGCGGCUGAAGGAACUUUGCAGGCAUUUGGCUCAAAAACGGAUCAUAAGGUGGACCUGAUGAUGGUUCUGAAGGAAAGAUUGUGUGUGUAUCAGUGUUAUCAUGAUUCCUUGUCAGCGCACCCAUGUAUACAUUUCAUGGUGGUCCUUCAAAUAGAAGUUUCAGUGUGGACUAAAGAUGUGAACCAAGAGAUGGACAUCACAACCCCAAAACAGCAUAACCCUAAUGCUUAAGUGCACAAAACUGUAAACAUCACUUCCAGAUAAUGCAAGACUGCAUGAUUCGAUAAGUCUAGCUUUUCAACAGCGUGACAUGUAUUUUGAAGCGUUGAGUUUGUUUAGUUGUUCUUUUAAGCUCCUUGUGGUUCAAUGAAGCAGCAGUGCAGUCACAUCCUCUCUUGGUGAUACGAAUGAUUACUCUAAAUUCAAACCCGGUCUCUCCUUUGAUAACUGAGUGUCCUUUCCUACUUUUUUUCUUUUUGUUUGUUGUCAGACGCUUGACGGCGGUCAGAAUGUCAUCCAGCUGGAGACGGCUGUCGGCGCUGCUAUCAAAUGCUUCGACAACGCCCUGGGCAUUAACGUGCCUCGCAGCCGCUUCCUGCCCGUCAAGACCACAUCAGACCUGCUGCUGGUCAUGUCCAACCUGUACAGCCUGGAGGCCGGUUCACUCACCAUGAGCCCCAAGAGAGAAUUUCCAACAACGCCGCAUGUCAAACUGGGCAGCUCCUUCACAAAGGUGACUGUGAUUUAUGUGGUGAUCUCCAAGAGUGUGAGUCACUCUGUGCUGAUUUACAGAAAAGCUCUUUAAACACUCAACAUUGACUUUGACACGGCUGAAAAAAAAUCCUUGAAGCUUUUAAUUGUAUUCGUACAUGGAGACAAACAGCUUCACACACCACAUGUAGCAGACAUGACGUUAUUUAUUCAGUCAUUUUUGAGUUAUUGUUUUAAUAAUAAUUCUUUUUUUUUUCCUUCAAAGUCUGUGGUUAUGGGUCCCAUGGUAUUCGAGCCAUUUUUUAUUUUCCUUGUCAGUGUUGCACAUCUUAUGGCCUCACUCCUCACACCAUCAGCUUUGAAUUUAAGUCUCAACAACAUAACAUCACUCUGUUUAAUCAGCUGAUUUCUCAUCCAGUACAAUCAAAUGGAACAGAGGUGAUUCUGCAGCAGUAUUCAUCUAAUCAGUGUUCAGGUAAAAUGAUAUACAUAAAUGGAUCCUAAGAUCAAAUAUUGGAGUUAUUUGAUAUAAUUGGGUUUAUUUGUACCUGAACAAGAAUUAAAGUCAAAGGAUCAGCAGGAUAAAAUUAAUUUAAAUAGAUAUUCAAACUGCUCACAUCCUCUAAUAACCCCUCUUGUCUCUUGUCUCUGUGUUUAGGUUCAGGAGUAUCUAACUCGCUUUGAGAGCAUCCCCGACAUGCUGGAGCUCGACCACCUGACUGUGUCUGGAGACGUCACCUUGGGGAAGAAUGUUUCUCUCAAGGUAAACAUGUUCACUUAAAAGAAGUUUCACUGAAUGAUGAUUGGCUGCGUAUGGUGCAGUGGUAGAGGGCUCCUGGUUCAAAUCCCCGUCCAGACAAGGGCCUGUCUGUGCAGAGUUUGUGUGUUCUCCCCUUGCGUGGGUUUUCUUCAGGUAAUCCAGCUUCCUCCUGCAGUCCAAAGACAUGCUGGUCCGGUUAAAUUGCCUAUAGGUGUGGUUGUUUGUGGGCGUGUUGGUGACCUGCCUCUCACCCAAUGACAGCUGGAAUAGGAAACAAAGUGUACAGAGAUUGUCUUUCUAACUUCAAUCCUCAAAGACUGCUAUCUGGUCACGAUAUAGUGUUUGAGCAUCGUCAUCACGAUGUACGUGUGUGCAAUAGUCACAUCGCAGAGCCUGCGAUGUCGGAGGCGAAUGAACUCAGUUAAAUUCAAGGGGAACUGACUGAGAUACACUGCAUGUGACUCUGCAUGUGCUGUACAGCGAUCCACCGAUCACCUUCGUUCUUUACUCAGUUGCCAAUCAGACUACCUGUCCAAUCAAAUGGCACAGAGGUGAUUCUGCAGCAGUAUUCAUCUAAUCAGUGUUCAAUCAAAACCAGAGAGGAGGAAACCACACCCCUGCACAUGUCCUGCACAUGGAGUGAGUCGCUGCUGCUACCGGAGUUGAGCAGAGAAACGCGUGUCCGCUGAGAAUUACUUUCAGAACAUUCUUCAUCACUGUUUAGCCCAACAAAUAAGAACUGUAUGGGUUUUCAACUGUACAUUUCCAUUGACCACUCUACUAUAAGCAGUGCGCAUUUUGUGAGGUGCAUGCAAUUCUCGGAGGACAUGCAUUUCUCAGCACAACCCCGUUAACAACAACGAUUGCAAACUGAGCAACAAACAGAGAAAACCACAGAAGAUGAAGACUUGUUGCCAAAAAGAAAAGGAAAGUCAGUUAUCUGGAAAUUGUUUCGGUUACAAGAAGGGUGAUUUCGACCAGAACACGUGUUCUGUGUUCAUCUGUUGCCACAAUAACGUCCCAGCACAAUAAAAGCUAAAAAUAUCUCUGAGACAGACAGAAGCCAUUCUACUAACAUUCACAAAAAGAGGUAAGAUCAGUGCAGGUUAACUGUCCUCAAGAUUUCAGCAGUGCAGCAUAACAUUAAGUGCUAUUCAGGUCAACUGGUGAAAAUUCCUGUAUUUUUUAAUAUCGCAAUAUAUAUCGCAGGGUUGAAAAAAAUCGCAAUGUUAUUUUUUUCCAAUAUCGUGCAGCCUUACAUCGAACUGAUCUCAUGUAAAAAUAUUUUCAAAGAAAAUCAAAUCACUGUGUUUGUAACAUGGACUGUAUACAGAAUGGACGUCAUCUGCCUCCUCACUGGGUGAAGCCACCGCGAGAACAGCACCCUCUGGUGAACGACUGCAGUAAAGGUCAUAAACCCCGCCUCCUCCAACCAUUCUUAUGGAGCUGUGGACAAACUUAAAUUAAUUACACAGAAGUUUUCCAUUUUUCUCCCCCCUGGUUACAAUGUUGUUUACAAUACAAUAUAGUUACUGUAAGACUGGUUUGUGCUCAAGUCCUCUUUUUUCUGUGCAGCUCCAUUUUUAAAAGUUAUUAGGGGGUUCAUAUUUUCUAUGAUUGAUACUUGAUACAGCCUAUGGGCAUACAAAGAUUAUGUAGCUCAACCAGGGAUACGUUGUUUGAGCCGAGCAUCAUCACAGCGACUCUCUGCGACUCUCCUGCUUAAGGGGUACAAUGCUACUGCGCAAGUGGUGGUUCCAGGUAGUGGAGAAAAUCCCGGAAAUAUUUUGGCAAUUUGGCUUCAAAUUCGUAUAAUAACAGAAGGCGGAGCCAAGUUGUCCAUAGUGUAUACAGUCUAUUGUUUGUAAUCGGAUUUCUCUGGAGCCGGCAUUUUUCUUUUUCUUUGAUUGAAACAUGAAGAAGUAUUUGUCUCAACAUAUUGAAAGAACAUGUGUUAUUGUGUUGUUUUGCCUCCCCACGUGGUUUGAUCAGAGUGCAACUGAUAUAACAGUAUUAUCAACAAGAUUAGAAUGACAAAUUUUCUAAAAAAUAUCAGUACAAAUUUUAAGGGUUAUUUCUUGUCCAGGUUUGAGCAAGGACACGCUUUGUGUGUCACAGAAGCUUUCAUUGUUGAAGUCUUGGUAAGUCAGCGGCUCUGCUGGCAGGAGGCUUCCAGUGAUUUAUGUCUUUAAUUAAGCGUUGGUGUGAAAGUGUCUUCUUCUUGUCCUUACUCUCUGACAAAUAUAAAGCAUCGCUUUUCCUCCUUGCAGGGCACCGUCAUCAUCAUCGCCAACCAUGGAGAUCGAAUUGAUAUUCCAGCUGGCUCCAUGCUGGAAAACAAAAUCGUAUCCGGCAACCUCCGCAUCAUGGACCACUAA